AUGUUCACUCGUUGUUUUCUUUUUCUGAACACGACAAGCAUCGAUACCAUGGAGGAGCACUUGAAGGACAAGUUUGGUGAACACACUGCAGCUUACUAUUCUCUUGGAUAUGGCGCAGAGAAAUGUGGAAGAAGCAUGAGUAUUACUUGGAUCACAAUACUGAUUGCAGCUGUGACGAGCCUAUCUCUUACGGAACGAAAUGAAAUUUCGCGAAAGUUCAAGUACUACUUCAACACUGUUCGUCCCACCGCUCCUGACAACUUUAUAUCCAACAUUAAUGGCAGUUUCUUCAAAAUUGGUGUAGAAUUCCACAUUUCUGGGACGUAUGUAAAAUCACGAUCACUUCUUGUCGACGCUGUGGUGGUAUUCCACUGGACGGAUGAUCGUUUGGUGCUUAGAGAGCUGUUCGACGACUUUGAACUUCCGCAAGAGUUUGUCCCGUGGCUACCUAGAGUGCGGACAGUUCCGCAACCUCACACGGCUACGGUUGUUCUCUCUCCUGCUACGGGAAUUGUUUCCCUUUACCAUCGUGUGAAGGAAGUCAUAACAUGUACAACAGUCGAAUGGAAACAUCCAUUUGAAACAUUCAACUGCGAACUACUAACAGAAAAUGCAGGAGAUGAAGUUUUAACGGUGCUCAAUGUUCGAGAUUUACGACCAGAACACCAGACUAUGCGAAUAGGAGCUCAGCUUGCACUCUUUCCAUCUUCAUCUUUAAACUUGAAGUUCUCUGCUGAAUGGGAUUCAGCAUUGCUUUCUGUAUAUCUGCCUUCUGUCUUGAUUGUUGCUCUAGUCUUUUUUGCGCAAUGGAAAAGACGGAAAGUGCAGAUAUUGGUUUCUCUGUCCGCAAUCAUUUGCACACUUGUCUUACUGGUGAGUUCACGGCCUUACCAUUCAGCUACUCUAUUGGAUCUGUGGAUAUCCGCCUGUUUCAUUCAUACUGUAUUCCUACUUCUUGUUGAUUUAACGCUACCAGCAAGAAGAAUAAGAUAUGCACUACUGGUAGAUGUUGAGAAUAAUCAGAGAAAGCCAAGAGACACUCUACUAAAAUAUGAGGAAACAUCUGUACGAACAAUCGAUCUCAUUCGAAAUUGGGUGGACAGAAGGUUAGGAGUAAUACGAAGCCGAGAUCCCAACGCACAUGUUGUCACUAUCCCUCCUGAAUCGACAAUGGUGCAGACACAAAUCACAACUACCACCUUAGGAGAAAGAAAGAAGAUAGCUCUUAUUGUUGUAGGAAUUAGUUUCAUCGUUUUUGUCCUAGCCUAUUGUGUCGUUGUUUUUUCCAUUGAUUAA
Necator americanus (New World hookworm) is the source of this 1296-nucleotide messenger RNA. RefSeq lists its product as uncharacterized. The record is from RefSeq and is a predicted model, not a curated record. NCBI's taxonomy places the organism in Eukaryota, Metazoa, Nematoda, Chromadorea, Rhabditida, Ancylostomatidae. Bases 1 to 1296 code for a protein of 431 amino acids. The transcript has 11 exons.